Messenger RNA from Ylistrum balloti, 2225 nucleotides. Its product is annotated as F-box only protein 31-like. Bases 24 to 1181 code for a protein of 385 amino acids. The record is from RefSeq and is a predicted model, not a curated record. The transcript has 9 exons. Gene Ontology annotation, molecular function: protein binding. NCBI's taxonomy places the organism in Eukaryota, Metazoa, Mollusca, Bivalvia, Pectinida, Pectinidae.
UAUGUUAUCAUAGUCAUGUUGCGAUGGCGACAUCAAUUACAGAUCUUCCUCCAGAACUUCUAGUCAAAGUGUUUUCAUUUCUUCCCGGUAGAACUCUAGGAAAUGUUUGUAAGACAUGUACAAGCUUUCGGGAGGCGGCCAACGUCGAUUCCAUUUGGCAAACAAGAUGUGGCACAGAAUACAAUUUUACACAGCUGGAUGGUUGGAACAUCUCCUAUCAUGAUUUAUACACAAAAGUAUUAAUCAAGUAUGGAUCUUUAAGAGGACUUUAUCAACGUGAUUUCAAAACCUAUGGUGGACUAGCUCAUAUCAAGUUUGACACGGGUCAGAUUUUAGUCAGUGAGUAUAUUGCUCCAGAUAAUCCAUAUGUCACACUGCCACUAAGGGAACAGAAGCUUUUCAGUAUUUGUAUGAACAAAAAAGGAGAGGCUGAAGUGCUGUGUUUGAAGGGCUACAAAGGACCUCAUGCAUGCAAAUUAAUACAGAAAAACCAAAGGUUGAAAUUCAAGUGCCAACACAUCGGGUAUCAUCGACACCCCAAAGGGAAGGAAAGGGAACUAGAAGAAUGGUUGACUUCCAAACAAGAAGAUUUCCCUGAUUUGUCUGUGAUGAAAUUUGAAGAAUAUUACCUCAAAACGGGGAAAUACAAGUUUCAACGGAUAGAACUGCCUCUUCCGAUGAGAAAUGUACCAGUGCAACCAGGUCUGUUCAAAGGCCAGUACGGAGCUCAUGGGAUAGAAAUCAUGUACCUAAGCUAUGACACGGACAUGAAGACUAUUCAGGUCUUGAAAGUAACAGGAGAUGUUAACGUUCCCGCGAUGAAUGUUAGUCUGUUUGUGGACCUUCAUCGACCAAUGGUACUUAACGUUGAACAACAGGAGUCGAUGCAUACGCUGAGAGAAAUUGACAUACCGGACAUUCCUGAAGAAAAUGGACCAGGAUUUGAACCCAGACACCAGCCCUUUAGAAUCCCUGAAGGCUGUAUGAACCGACAAGCUAACGCACCUCACCGUUGUAAAUACAGGUUCCAUGGAAAGGGUCGUAUAGCAGGUCACGGCUAUCACAACCCAAGUCUGACGCCUGGUCAUUUGGUAGUGUUUGAUGACAAUACUCUAGGUUUUAUGUGGAUGGAGCUUCUAUCGUUCAGUAUGUAUUCUAGAGUGAUGGAGACAUUUGACUGACCUCAGGGGCAACAACUCUGAUAAAUAUUGGCUGUAUCAUGUGUUGUUCAGAAUUACACCACUGCCAUCAGGACUUGUUUUAAUUCCAGGUAAUUUGUUAAUGAAUGUCAGUAGUUUUUGAUGGAUGAGUAUCCUGUGAUAAAGCAGAGAAGAUUCCAUUGAACAAGUCAUCUUCUGUGGAUAUAUUACAAUAUAAUACGUCAUUAUUUUGUAAAUUCUUCUUGUAUGACAGGUUAAUAUUAGACUGGACUGCUGGAAUGUUACAGUAAUACAGCACAUUUUGUUAUGACUGAUCCAGGUAAUACUUAAAAAAAAAUAGAAAACAAAAAUAUGUUAAUGUAUGUUAAAAAUUGUUUACAAUGUAAUUGUACUAGAGUCAAUAUAAAAGACCUAGUUUUGGUUUUAUUUUCGUCUUUUGAGAGAACUUUCCUGUAUAUGAACUUGUUCUAGAUUCAAUCUUUGAUUGUAUGAUAUUGUAGCAUGUUGGACUGUAAACAUGAUCUGUGUUAUACAAGUACAAGUGCUCUUGAUGUUCUCACUAAUAUUCAUUGUACUACAAUGGAGUCUAAGAUGCGCAUGAUAGUGAGAUGUUAAAAAUCAUGUUAAAAUUUUCACGGAGGUGAGAACGGGAAAAAGAUAGUAGUUUGGAGUAAUUUUGUUUAACUAGGAUAGGGUUAAUAUUUUAUAUCAUUCAUGCUUUUGAAUUUGCUUUUAUCCAGAUGGCAUUCAUUACUAAUAUGAAUGCCAUCUAAAAGCAGUGGAAUGCCUUAUAAUUCAUUAUAUUUAUAGAUUCAAACAGAAAAAAGUAGAUUUUCUGAUGUGUCUUGCUGAUGUUAUCACAUUUGAUUCUAGCAGAAAUGUCUUAUUUGCGAAACGUGAUUUGUAGAAAUAUGUUUGUUACUUACAUGAAAAAUUCAUCGGACCUUAUUUAUAAACUUUGAUAUGUACCACUAUACCUUACAAAAAUCUACUAUGCAUUAUGUUUAUACACCAAUAACAUUGGUAUUUAUCUACAAUUUAAAGCUUUUCUGACAACUUUUUUUA